UGGUAGACACACUGCGCAUGCGCCUCUGGGAGCUACACGUGAAUCGGACAGCAUGGCUGUAAAUAUGGAAAAUAAAGACGUUGGAUUAGAUCGGCCGCAAGUGAAGAAGGCAGUUCAGGCCUUACAAGCUUUCCUCAAAACCAAGUCCACCGCAGAUUCCCUGCUGCUGGAUGAAACCCAACAGAUCAGCCUGCUCUUCACCCUGUGGAAGAUUCCCAAAACUGCACAGACAAUCCGCAUCCCAUUGCCCCACGGCCAGAGGUCCGACACAGAUGAAGUGUGUCUCUUCACUCGAGAUGAGCCCAACAUGACUCCAGAGCAGACCCAAAGGUUCUAUAAGAAGCUGCUUGAGCAGAGAGGAGUCACCUGCAUCACUGAGGUUAUCCCAUUCAAGACACUAAAGAAGGAGUACAAGCCUUAUGAGGCCAAACGCCGCCUUUUAGGAAACUUCGACAUGUUUCUGUCUGAUGACCGAAUCCGCCGUCUGCUGCCAUCCCACAUUGGAAAACACUUUUACGAGAGGAAAAAAGAGCCUUUGUGUGUGGACUUGCAGAGCAAGAACCUGGCCAGAGACGUCCAGAGACUAGUCCAAGGCACAAGUUUGAAAAUCACCAACAAAGGCAGCUGCUGUAUGGCUCGUGUGGCACACUCCGGUAUGACAGCAGAUGAGGUGACAGACAACAUCGAGGCCACAGUCCGGACAGUAAUGGAAAAAAUGCGAAUGAAAGGACCACUGAUCAAAAUCAUCCAUUUGAAGAGUCAGGAUUCUGUAGCACUGCCCAUUUACACCUCCGACCUGAGUCACCUCACUUUGGUAGAAGAACUGAACCAAAAGACCAAGAAAGGCCAGAAACAGAAAGCUGUGAAGAAAAACAAGACAGAAGAUAAACAAGCUGAUACAGAGGAGCCGAAAGAGCAAAAUAAAGCAGAGCCUCGAGACGGCGAAGAGGAGGAGGAGGAUGAAGCGGAGGAAAUCCCUCAGCUGGUUCCCAUAGAAACCCCAACCAAAAAGCGUAAACUGGAGAAAACUGCUAAAAAGAAGACACUGGAGAAAGCUCCCAAGCCUCCUGUAGCAUCAAAAACUAAAUCUGCAAACAAACUCGCCAAGAAGAAGGAUGCCAAGGUGAAGAGGAAAGUGCCCAAAGUGAAAUGAUGAUUACAAACAGCAACUAUAGGCUUUGAAUACAUAAUUAUAUUAGAAUGGUUUAAAUGUUCUGAAUCAGUGGUCCGAUUCUCAAAACUUUUGUUAUAUGUAAAAUCUGCCAUAUAUUCUUAUUGUAAUAAAAUAACCUCUGUACUACA
This is a messenger RNA of Boleophthalmus pectinirostris (great blue-spotted mudskipper), 1302 nucleotides long. It is a transcript of the gene rsl1d1, whose product is annotated as ribosomal L1 domain containing 1. The record is from RefSeq and is a predicted model, not a curated record. The coding region runs from base 53 to 1153 and encodes 366 amino acids. Gene Ontology annotation, cellular component: 90S preribosome. NCBI's taxonomy places the organism in Eukaryota, Metazoa, Chordata, Actinopteri, Gobiiformes, Gobiidae. The transcript is spliced from 9 exons.